Lepus europaeus (European hare) is the source of this 1623-nucleotide messenger RNA. It is a transcript of the gene ASIC4, whose product is annotated as acid sensing ion channel subunit family member 4. NCBI's taxonomy places the organism in Eukaryota, Metazoa, Chordata, Mammalia, Lagomorpha, Leporidae. Gene Ontology annotation, biological process: sodium ion transmembrane transport. Gene Ontology annotation, molecular function: ligand-gated sodium channel activity. Gene Ontology annotation, cellular component: membrane. The transcript has 10 exons. The coding region runs from base 1 to 1623 and encodes 540 amino acids. The record is from RefSeq and is a predicted model, not a curated record.
AUGCCGAUCGAGAUUGUGUGCAAAAUCAAAUUUGCUGAGGAGGAUGCGAAACCCAAGGAGAAAGAGGCAGGGGAUGAGCAGAGCCUCCUGGGGGCUGCUCGGGGGGCAGCAGCCCCCCGGGACCUGGCCACCUUUGCCAGCACCAGCACCCUGCACGGGCUGGGCCGGGCCUGUGGUCCAGGCCCCCACGGACUGCGCAGAGCCCUGUGGGCACUGGCCCUACUCACCUCGCUGGCUGCCUUCCUGUACCAGGCGGCCGGCCUGGCCCGGGGCUACCUGACCCGGCCUCACCUGGUGACAGUGGAGCCCGCUGCCCCAGCCCCGGUGGCGGGCUUCCCGGCUGUCACCCUCUGCAACAUCAACCGCUUCCGGCAUUCGGCACUCAGCGAUGCCGACAUCUUUCACCUGGCCAACCUGACAGGGCUGCCCCCCAAAGACCGGGAUGGGCACCGCGCUGCCGGGCUGCGCUACCCGGAGCCGGACAUGGUAGACAUCCUCAACCGCACUGGCCACCAGCUUGCCGACAUGCUCAAGAGCUGCAACUUCAGCGGGCACCGCUGCUCCGCCAGCAACUUCUCCGUGGUCUACACUCGAUACGGAAAGUGUUACACCUUCAACGCGGAUCCACAGAGCUCGCUGCCCAGCCGGGCAGGGGGCAUGGGCAGUGGCCUGGAGAUCAUGUUGGACAUUCAGCAGGAGGAGUACCUGCCCAUCUGGCGGGAGACAAAUGAGACGUCGUUCGAGGCGGGCAUCCGGGUGCAGAUCCACAGCCAGGAGGAGCCACCCUACAUCCACCAGCUGGGCUUCGGCGUGUCCCCAGGCUUCCAGACCUUCGUGUCCUGCCAGGAACAGCGGCUGACCUACCUGCCCCAGCCCUGGGGCAACUGCCGGGCCGAGAGUGACCUCAGGGACCCUGAGCUUCAGGGCUACUCAGCCUACAGUGUGUCCGCCUGCCGCCUGCGCUGUGAAAAGGAGGCCGUCCUACAGCGCUGCCACUGCAGGAUGGUGCACAUGCCAGGCAACGAGACCAUCUGUCCUCCAAACAUCUACAUCGAGUGUGCUGACCACACACUGGACUCACUGGGAGGGGGCUCCGAGGGCCCAUGUUUCUGCCCCACUCCCUGCAACCUGACCCGCUACGGGAAGGAGAUCUCCAUGGUCAGGAUCCCCAACAGGGGCUCAGCCCGCUACCUGGCGAGGAAGUACAACCGCAACGAGACGUACAUACGGGAGAACUUCCUGGUCCUGGAUGUCUUUUUCGAGGCCCUCACCUCUGAAGCCGUGGAGCAGCGAGCAGCCUACGGGCUGUCAGCCCUGCUGGGAGACCUUGGGGGCCAGAUGGGCCUGUUCAUUGGGGCCAGCAUCCUCACGUUGCUGGAGAUCCUUGACUACAUCUACGAGGUGUCCUGGGACCGGCUGAAGCGGGUGUGGCGGCAGCCCAAGACCCCUCUGCGGACCUCCACUGGGGGCAUCUCUACCUUGGGGCUGCAGGAGCUGAAAGAGCAGAGCCCCUGCCCUGGCCGAGGCUGUGCUGAGGGCGGGGGCGCCAGCAGCCUGCUCCCCAACCACCACCACCCCCCGCACGGGCCUCCAGGCGGCCUCUUUGAAGACUUUGCCUGCUAG